This is a messenger RNA of Cheilinus undulatus (humphead wrasse), 3146 nucleotides long. RefSeq names its product ewing's tumor-associated antigen 1-like. The transcript is spliced from 6 exons. NCBI's taxonomy places the organism in Eukaryota, Metazoa, Chordata, Actinopteri, Labriformes, Labridae. The record is from RefSeq and is a predicted model, not a curated record. The coding region runs from base 149 to 1972 and encodes 607 amino acids.
CUUGAAGUGAAUGGGCGAGUGGCAAAAAUACAACAAAAGUAUUUGCGAAAAUCUGAACAGACAUCGCAUAAAGGUAUUAUCCACGCGCCAACCGUUAACACGGCAAUGUUAAGCAGACGUUGUGCCGUUAGUGCUGUGUUAUGGAACCAUGUCCGAGCCUGCAGCAAGCACAUCCGAGUUCACUGAGCUGUGGAAGAAUGUUUCCAAACUUUGUCACAGCAAAAUACAAGUCAUGAAAACAGGGUCACAGAUGGAUAAGGAAACAUCAUCACCUCUGCGUAAAGAUUUGCAGAGUCCUCAGCGCAGGGGAUAUAGCAAAUUUCCUGGUCUGAAUAAUGGGGAUUCUCCAGGUGAUGUGGAACCUUCACAAGACAUUUUCUGGGACCCCACAUCUCCCACUCCAGCUAAUACUGGGCUCAGGAACACCAGGGUUGUGGAAAUAUCAGACAUUGUGAACCGAAUUGCUCCAAAGGAUGUGAAACAGAAGCGGAUCGAGUCUCCCCUGCUGCAGUGGAUAGGUGACAGUGCUAUCCCUUGCACACCAGAUGUCCCAAAACCAAGAAUGAGGAAGAGGUCAUCCAGGCAGAGCAGUGUGGAGGACCUCAUGAAACUGGCACGACAGUUUGAUGAGAACAUGCAACAAGACAAAGAGACUUUAGAGCAGCUGAACACUGUCAACAAUAGUCUCAAUGAAUCAGUGAACACUUCCAAAACAAAACUGACAGAAACAUCAUUCCCGAGCAAUGUGAAGGACCUAAAGUGCACAUCCUCUGCAGAUCAGGUGGAGGCAGAACUGCAGGCUCUGUUCGACUGCUCCACUCAAAAAGUCAGCGGUCGACUAAGUCAGGGCUCUACAGCAUCCGCCUGUUCAGAGGGAGUGAAAGAACAAACUUCAGUUGAACUCCAACAAUCAGAGCUUAAGAUAUCAGAAAAGUCUGGCCCAGCUGUGCAGCCUGCUCGAGAAAAAGGAUCUUGUGGUUUUAGCGAUGACUUUGAUGAUGACUGGGAGAAUGACGACCUGCUCAAUGACUCAUUUGUGCUGGCGAUAACCCAGAACCCUGAUCAGCUUCUUGACAACAACCCUAAAACCAGCAUGCUAUCAGACACUAAGACAAACACUUCUCAGUUCACCUCUGUUUGUAUCCCUCCUGCAGCCAAAAAUUCAGGACAUCAACCCUCAGUUGUGCCCUCCAAGCCGAGCUGCAGUUCACUCCAGAAACUCUGUCCCAAGCCAAAGACUUCCCAUCGAAACACUUUUAAGUUAGAGCCUAACCCUCACUUCAAUCAACAAUCCUCAAAAAUCAGCAACAAUCAAAAAGUUUGUUCUACUGGGAGCUCAGCGAGAGACAUUUCAGACAACCACUGGGAUGAUGGGGAUGAUGAUGCCCUACUCUUUCAGUUAUGUGAAAGUGUAGAGAAGGAAUCAAAUAGUCAGCCACAGCAAGGGAGCACUAACACCUGCCAGAGAAAUCAGUGCAAUGGUCAAAACAGAGAUAGAAAAACCACAUCACCUCUGUCUAUUGACAUGGCCUGGUCGGCAAACAGUGCUACCAGUGCCAGUAGAAAGUCUUCGUGUUCCUUUGUGCGUUCUAAUUCAUUACCAGGCACCAGCUACCAAGGAUGGAACGUACCCAUGAAAGGUGCCAAGGGCAAAUCAGGGAUGUCUCAAAGCCUCCCAGGAAGCGGCAUCAGUUUGGGCACAUUUAGUAACCUUACAGAUUCCAGUGGAGCUUUUCAGGCAAGGAAUCCUAAUGUGGAUGUGAAGCAUACAGUGACAGCCGGGGCAUCACAGAACUACAAGUCCCAUCACACUGCCUUCAAGAGAAAUGUGUCUGACUCUGCAGUUAUGAACAACAAAGUUUUUGUUACAAGCCAAAUGACCGGGAAGUGCUCUGCAGCUGAGAUCGAGAAGAAGAAACAGGAAGCCCUUGCCAGAAGGAAGCUGCGGAUGCAGAACACUCAAAAACUAUAGAGAAGCUCCAUCAUAGGUGGAGGGAUGUUAUUUUACUGUAAUAACUCUUUACAGAACUCUACAUUCCAGGGCAGUGUUUCAGGCAAAUCUCUAUUAAGAGGUUUACAGCAAUGAUCAAGAAGUUAUCAUGCUACUGUAAAUACGUCAGUAUUUGAUCAACAGGUUUUUGAUUAGACUGACCUCCUGCACAGACAGUAGAUUACCUCUGUAAAGGCCAGGCAAAUGUCUGUUGCAUUAGCUGCUGGAUCUUUCUGCUGCAUAUGUAAAUGCAAAAAGAAAAAAAAAACAUUAAAAGAGAUUUUUGUAUACUAAUUGUUUUAAUAAGUAGCUUACAUGUUUAAAAUAACCCCAUUUCAACUCUCCACCCUGGACAGAAAUGUGUUUUCAGUUCUUUUUUUGUCUUUUGUUUAAAGUAAAUAGUUUAAACUCAGUGUUAUUUCUCUCCCUGCAAAGACAGAGCCUGUAAAACACAAUGUGUUACUGAUGUUAUCAUCAGAAAUGUAUUGCACAUGUAGGCAGUGAGUACUACAUUUUUUUUUACUUUAUAUCAAAGCUGGUUAACUUAACAAUUUUUAGUGAUGCAGACUGAAAACAUUUGACAGUUCUUAUUGCUCUGUAAGCAACAAAAAAAGUGUUGAAGCACAAUCUAAAGGUUCUUUGGGGCCAAAGUGCACAUUUUACGCAUGAGAAAACUUUUGUUUUAUAUAUGAAAAUUAGUAAGUAUGCUAAGGCUUUGUAGAUAUUGUGUAUUUGUUCAUGUGUUAGUUCAUAAUUCCUCUUCUUUUAGUUUUGCACAGGUCAGAAUCAUUGUGGUAAGCUCUAAAGAGACAGUGGUAUGGUCUUUCUCUGUAGGCACAGAUGACGUGCUAUGCACCUUUUGUUUGUUAAACAAACUGUAAACUCAGAGCCACAGUUCUUUGAUUCCCACAGGGUAGAGAUGAGGAAGAUGCCUUCACUACAUUUUCCUAGAACCUUUUAUUGAUUGUGCUUAAAAAAGAUGGAUCUGUGUUGAGAUAUCGAUCAGGAAAAAAUAUUGUUGAUCUCUUUUUCUAUCUGGUGCCUUACUGUCAUAAUGUACUGAACUUCAGACGUGGUUAUUUUACUAGAACAUGAUGGAUUUGGAAUUCUCCUAAUUUGUCCUUCAUGGUGUAUCUGCCUUCUAUCAGCACAAAUA